AUGAAAAUUCCCUUCGUUUAUCAAUCGUUAAUUUUGAUCAAUUUAAUAAACAUUUUCAACAUAAUCGAUACAUUGAAAACUUCUGAUCUUCUAAAUAUUAACCGUCAUCAUGAUGGAUUAUCUAAAUCUUUUCCAUCAUCAACUCCAUCAUUGAAAGGACAAGUUAAAAACUUGGAUGAAAAAUAUUUUUCACAAUAUAUUGAUCAUUUUAGUAGAAGAUAUAAAUUUCAACAACGUUAUCUAAUAUCAACUGAAUAUUGGAAAUCACCAAAUGGUCCAAUUUGGUUAUGGACUGGUAAUGAAGCUGAUUCAUAUGAUUCGGUUGAAAAAGUUGGUCUUAUUUGGGAUAAUGCUGAACAAUUUCAAGCAAUGGUUUUAUUUUUAGAACAUCGUUAUUAUGGUAAAUCAAUGCCAUUUGGAAAUUAUACAACCAGAAGAUUAUCAAAUUAUCGUUAUUUAAAUGUUGGACAAAUAUUAGCUGAUUAUGCUAGUUUUAUUGAUCACAUUCGUAUGACUAUUGAUGGUGCACAAUUAAGUCCAGUUAUUAUAAUUGGUGGUAGUUAUGGUGGUAUGCUUGCAGCAUGGUUUCGUAUAAAAUAUCCGCAUCUUUCUGUCGGUGCAUUAGCUUCAUCGGCACCAUUUCUACAUUAUCCAAAUAUUUAUGAUUGUGAAAAUUAUUAUCGUAUUGUUACGGAAAAUUAUUCAAAUUAUUCAAAAAGUUGUUCAAAAUCAAUAAAACAAUCAUGGCCAGCAAUACGUCGUUUAGCCGAAACGAAAGUUGGACGAGAAUUUCUUACUAAACAAUUUAAUUUAUGUAAAAUAUUAUCACCUGAACAAUUAGAAUCAUUAAUUCAUUAUAUAGCAUUUGUAUGGGCAGUAUUACCAUUGAAGGAUAAUUCAAGAUCAUCAUAUCCAAUCAAAAAAGUUUGUAAAUAUUUAACCGAACCAAUUUCAAAUGAUGGAAAAUUAAUAAAAUCGAUUGCUAAAGCAUUAUCAGUUUAUAAUGAAGAAAAUAAACAAUGUAAACAAUUAGAUGAAAAUAAUAAUAAUAAACAUUUCAAAAUAGAUCCAUGGGAUAUUCAAACAUGUACAGAAAUUCCUUUACCAUUAUGUUCAGAUGGUGUGGAUGAUAUGUUUGAAUUAAAUGAAUGGACAAUAGAAAAAUUUUCAAAUUAUUGUCAAAAAAAAUAUGGUAUCAAUCCAGAUCCAUAUAAACUAUUAAAAAAAUAUGGUGGUAAAAAUAUUCGUCAUAAAGCAACAAAUAUUAUAUUCAGUAAUGGUUUAAAAGAUCCAUGGAGUGCUGGUAGUGUACUUGAAUCAUUAUCCGAUACAUUGAUUGCAAUCAAAAUACCUGGUGCUUGUCAUUGUGAAGAUCUUCUUUCAGAAACAUUAAAUGAUACGAAAACAGUAUUAGAUGCACGUGAACAAGAAUUACAGAUUAUUCGUGGUUGGCUAGAAACAUAUUAUGAAAAGAAAAACAUUGAUUUUGAAUUUUAAACCAUAAAAAAAAUUUGUUUUUCCCAAUUUUGUCUGUCAAUCAAUUCAGUUUUCUGAAAAUUUCAAUAAAUUUUUUUCCAUUUGUUCAAUCUUUGCUCAAUCAAACUUCUUUUUCCAAGAUUUUUGUCAAUUCCAAAACUGAUUUUCACACUUUUUUUCCCUUUUUUUCACAAAAACAAACAAAAGAAAAAAGGAUAAAUCAAUAAUCAUGACCGCAAAUUAUAAUG
Messenger RNA from Dermatophagoides pteronyssinus (European house dust mite), 1724 nucleotides. Its product is annotated as lysosomal Pro-X carboxypeptidase-like. The record is from RefSeq and is a predicted model, not a curated record. Gene Ontology annotation, biological process: angiogenesis involved in wound healing; negative regulation of systemic arterial blood pressure; proteolysis. NCBI's taxonomy places the organism in Eukaryota, Metazoa, Arthropoda, Arachnida, Sarcoptiformes, Pyroglyphidae. Gene Ontology annotation, molecular function: dipeptidyl-peptidase activity; serine-type exopeptidase activity.